AUGGCAUGGCAGAGCAACCAGACUUCAGGGAGUGAUUUCAUCCUCCUGGAUCUGUUUCACGGCACCCCAGUUCCCCGGGUCCUCGUGGCGUUCACCUUGGUGGACCUUCUAGUCGCCCUGCUUGGCAACUCCACAAUCCUCCUCCUCAUCUGGGCUGACCCUCUUCUCCACAACCCCAUGUACUUCCUGCUCAGCCAGCUCUCCCUCAUGGAUCUCUUGUAUAUCUGCACUUUUGUCCCCAAGAUGGUCCUGGUCUUUCUCUCUGGGGAUCGCCGCAUCUCCUUCAUAGGGUGCAGCUUUCAGAUGUUUCUCUUCAACACUCUGGCUGGAUCAGAAUUCCUGUUGCUGGCUGUGAUGUCCUAUGACCGAUAUGUUGCGAUCUGCCAGCCACUGCGUUAUCCCAUCCUCAUGCGCCCCAGGGUCUGCGUGUUGUUGGUACUUGUGACCUGGCUGGGGGCCCUGCUCAAUGCUAUGAUCCAUGUGCCCUACACUCUGACUCUCCCCUACUGUGGCUCCCGGGAAAUCCAUCAUUUCUUUUGUGAGAUCCCAGCUCUCCUCAAAGUGGUCUGUGUGGACACCUCCCAGUAUGAAAUGGGUGUUUUUGUGAGUGGGGUGGUUUUUAUCCUUCUUCCUUUUUCAGCUAUUCUGGGCUCCUAUGGCAGCAUACUGUCCACUGUACUGGGCAUGGGGUCAAGGCAGGGACUCAGGAAAGCCUUGACUACGUGCUCUUCUCACGUGAUUGUGGUGUCCCUCUUCUAUGGUGCUGCCAUCAUCAAGUACAUUGUGCCAAAGUCCUACCACACCCCUGAGCAGGAGGAAUUGGUCUCUGUUCUUUACACCAUUAUAACGCCCAUGCUCAAUCCUCUCAUCUACAGCCUGCGGAACAAGGAUGUUGCUAGAGCCUUCUGGAAAGUUUUUGGAAAAUGA
Messenger RNA from Sorex araneus (European shrew), 927 nucleotides. Its product is annotated as olfactory receptor 2T27-like. The coding region runs from base 1 to 927 and encodes 308 amino acids. Gene Ontology annotation, biological process: G protein-coupled receptor signaling pathway. The record is from RefSeq and is a predicted model, not a curated record. Gene Ontology annotation, molecular function: G protein-coupled receptor activity; olfactory receptor activity. The transcript has a single exon. NCBI's taxonomy places the organism in Eukaryota, Metazoa, Chordata, Mammalia, Eulipotyphla, Soricidae. Gene Ontology annotation, cellular component: membrane.